CAGGCACUUCCUGUCCGGGGUGUGUGAGGAGGAGAGCGGCUUCCAAACACAGGAGCUCCGGGUACACUGGGCACAGCUGCAAGAUGUCCAAGUCAUUGAAGAAGAUAGUGGAGGAGAGCAAGGAGAAGAAUGUCACCGAAAUUGACAUGUGUGACAGAGGAAUCAUAAAUAUGCUGGACAUUCCUGGCCUGUUCACCUUGUCUCACAUCACCCAACUCAUCCUGAGUCACAACAAGCUGACCAGUGUACCAGCCAACAUUGCUGAUUUGAAAAACUUGGAGGUGCUUAACUUUUUCAACAACCAGAUUGAGGAGCUUCCAACGCAGAUCAGCAGUCUUCAGAAGCUGAAACAUCUUAAUCUCGGCAUGAACCGAUUAAAUUCCUUACCAAGGGGAUUUGGCUCCUUGCCGUCACUGGAAGUCCUUGAUCUGACUUAUAACAACUUGAGUGAGAACUCCUUACCUGGGAACUUCUGUUAUCUAACCACCCUGCGUGCUCUCUAUCUAAGUGACAACGAUUUUGAAAACCUGCCGGCCGAUAUUGGGAAGCUCACAAAGUUGCAGAUAAUUAGUCUGCGGGAUAAUGACCUGAUAUCGCUGCCUAAAGAGGUGGGGGAGCUGAGUCAGCUGAAGGAGCUGCACAUACAAGGAAACAGGCUGACUGUGCUGCCUCCAGAACUUGGAAAUUUGGAUCUGACAGGUCAAAAGCAAGUCUUCAAGGCUGAGAACAACCCUUGGGUCACACCGAUUGCUGACCAGUUCCAGUUGGGAGUUUCUCACGUGUUUGAAUACAUACGGUCUGAAACCUACAAAUACCUCUAUGGAAGACACAUGCAGGCAAACCCUGAGCCCCCAAAGAAGAACAACGACAAAACCAAGAAGAUCAGCCGCAAGCCCUUGGCAGCCAAGAAUAAAUAGAUUUCUGAUAGGUGCCAUGUUUUCACAGCCUGCCUGCAUGUGCCUAAUUAUUACUAUUUAUUUCCUUGGACGGGAAGAGACUGCCAUUACUCUAGGCCAUGAGAAGUGACCUUGUUUGCCUUACUUAUAUUGUGCUUUUCAAGAAGAAUUAUUAGCUAUGCAUCCAUAACUGUUACACUUUUAUAUUUAUAUACAUAUUAACAGGCAUUAACAGAGGCACUUGCCAUUAUACAUUUCACAGACAUUAUUUUGUGUAUUCUUUUGAUUGUAUUAUGUACUCUGCUUUAAUAAGGAAUAAGGAAU
Molecule: messenger RNA, 1220 nt
Organism: Nanorana parkeri
Lineage: Eukaryota; Metazoa; Chordata; Amphibia; Anura; Dicroglossidae
Gene: RSU1
Product: Ras suppressor protein 1
Exons: 9
Coding region: 84-917 (277 amino acids)
Molecular function (GO): protein binding
Source: RefSeq, a predicted model, not a curated record